This is a messenger RNA of Acanthochromis polyacanthus (spiny chromis), 802 nucleotides long. RefSeq names its product ribosomal protein S9 (gene rps9). Lineage: Eukaryota; Metazoa; Chordata; Actinopteri; Pomacentridae. Bases 131 to 715 code for a protein of 194 amino acids. Gene Ontology annotation, cellular component: cytosolic small ribosomal subunit. The record is from RefSeq and is a predicted model, not a curated record. Gene Ontology annotation, molecular function: structural constituent of ribosome; rRNA binding. Gene Ontology annotation, biological process: positive regulation of translational fidelity; translation. The transcript is spliced from 5 exons.
ACUUCCGCUCCGGCGGUGAACGGCAUCAUGGGAUUUGUAGUCUUUGCGCAGGCGCUAUAAAUAAGUGCUUACUUCCUUUAACGUCCUCUUUACUACGCGAGCCUGAGCGAGACAGGCACUUUAAGCCGCCAUGCCCGUUGCCAGGAGUUGGGUUUGUCGUAAGACGUAUGUCACCCCCCGCCGUCCCUUCGAGAAGUCCCGUCUCGACCAGGAGUUGAAACUCAUUGGCGAGUAUGGACUGAGGAACAAGCGUGAGGUGUGGAGGGUGAAGUUCACUCUGGCCAAGAUCCGUAAAGCUGCCAGAGAGCUGCUCACUCUGGACGAGAAGGACCCCAAGCGUCUGUUUGAAGGUAACGCUUUGCUCAGGCGUCUGGUGAGGAUCGGAGUGCUGGACGAGGGUAAGAUGAAGCUGGAUUACAUCCUGGGUCUGAAGGUUGAAGACUUCUUGGAGAGGAGGCUGCAGACGCAGGUCUUCAAGCUGGGACUCGCCAAGAGCAUCCAUCACGCCCGCGUCCUGAUCCGCCAGAGGCACAUCCGUGUGCGUAAGCAGGUGGUGAACAUCCCGUCCUUCGUGGUUCGCCUGGACAGUCAGAAGCACAUCGACUUCUCCCUGAGGUCUCCGUACGGCGGCGGACGCCCGGGACGCGUCAAGAGAAAGAACGCCAAGAAGGGCCAGGGCGGAGCCGGAGGAGCCGACGAUGAGGAGGAGGAUUAAGAAGGAGGUUGUGUAGGGGGUGUUUUCAUGCUUCCUGUUCUGUCUGAAUUCUAAAUAAAAUAAAUAAAAAAAGGUUUGACCACAGAA